UGUCACUCUUUAUCUUCACCCUAGCUUUAUUCUCUUAUAUCUCCAACUAAUCACACAGAUCGAUCAUAAUUAUAUCUAUAGCUAAUUAAUUAACUUAAUUAUUUUCAUCCCUCUACUCUUCUUCUUUUCUAUAUUCUUGCUUUCUUUGAGUUUUCUUAAUUGAUUUGAAAGAUGGCUUGCUUGGUAUCUCGCUCAGGAAGGGAAUUGCAGAGGUACAACAACAUGGGUGGCCGGCAAGUUGUUGGUUGCAUACCUUAUAGAUAUAAAGAAGACAUAGAUGGUAAAAUGAGCAACGAAUUGGAAGUGCUAGUGGUUAGUUCACAGAAAGGUCGAGGAUUGAUGUUCCCAAAGGGAGGAUGGGAACUUGAUGAAUCUGUAGAAGAAGCAGCUUGUAGGGAAUCCCUUGAAGAAGCAGGAGUAUUGGGAAUCAUUGAGAGUGAACUAGGACAAUGGAAUUUCAUUAGCAAAAGAUAUGGCAUAUACUAUGAAGGACACAUGUUCCCCAUGUUUGUCAAGGAACAACUUGAUACAUGGCCCGAGAAAAAUCUACGGAGAAGAAUAUGGAUGACUGUUGCUGAAGCUAGAGAAGUUUGUCAGCAUUGGUGGAUGAAGGAAGCAUUAGAUAUAUUGGUUCAAAGAAUCGUGUCUUCACAACAACGAAAAGAAGAUAUAGCAUUGGAUGAUUCUUUAAGUUUUUAAACAAUUUAAUCUAGGUAGGCCUAGGUCAGUUUGUCAAUAUUUUGUAUCUUCAUAAAUUAAGAGUUGCUAUAGAGAGGAUUGAUUAAGGGAGAGGAACAGAAUUGUAGAGAAGGAUGGAGUUGCAAUUUUUAUGCAAUUCAAAUUUACACGCUUAUAUAUACAACUUACGAGUAGACUUCCAAGAGUUAAAAUAAUUUCGUUUUCAAGUCGUA
Molecule: messenger RNA, 911 nt
Organism: Glycine soja
Lineage: Eukaryota; Viridiplantae; Streptophyta; Magnoliopsida; Fabales; Fabaceae
Product: nudix hydrolase 17, mitochondrial-like
Exons: 5
Coding region: 172-699 (175 amino acids)
Cellular component (GO): cytoplasm; nucleus
Molecular function (GO): pyrophosphatase activity
Source: RefSeq, a predicted model, not a curated record